Molecule: messenger RNA, 3779 nt
Organism: Hemiscyllium ocellatum (epaulette shark)
Lineage: Eukaryota; Metazoa; Chordata; Chondrichthyes; Orectolobiformes; Hemiscylliidae
Product: coiled-coil domain-containing protein 71L-like
Exons: 2
Coding region: 262-825 (187 amino acids)
Source: RefSeq, a predicted model, not a curated record
CACUGGGCUGACGUACUGGAAGGGCUCCUGUUUAUAAAGGGGCGGCGGAUGGGGCCGUUUCUCCUUUCCCAGGCAUAUCUUGGGAAAAUUGUGAGUGGGGCUCUUUUUGUUGCUGUUGGCAAUGCUGAGGUUGGGGCUAUGUGUGUAGGCGGGGUGGGAGAAAGCUGACCCCCCGCCCACCCCAAUUACCCCUUGGCAAACUCCCCUGUUUUCUCUGUCGUUGGGAGGAAUUGGGAAAGAGUGUGCGAGCAAAGACUGGCCAUGGCGGUAUUCGCUGGCGAGGAGCGGGUGGUCUACUCCAGAUCGCAGAUGGUGUUCGCGGGAACAAAGGCACUGGAGGAUGCGCUCAAGAUCUUCAUGCCCAAGUGCAGCGACUUUCACAACUCGGAGAUUGAGCUGUGGGACUUCCUGUGCAGCAUGAGGGAGGAAGGCUUCACCCCGGUCAUCCUCCGCAGCAAGGACGUGUACGGGUAUUCUUCGUGCCGCUCCACGGUGCCCGAAGCGAAGCCCACGUCUGAAGUCAAGCCCAGCGCCGAGAGGGCGCCCAGGAGUCGGCGAGGGAGACAAAGGAAUGCGGGGGAGCCCGUCACUAAGAAACGCAAAAGCUGCCUGACAAAGACCUCACCUUCCCAGGUCGUCAGCCGGGUUUUGCGAGGCAGCUUGUCCAGCAAAACCACUGCCUCUCGCCCAUUCGCCUUCCCAACCAUAAAAGUUGAAGAUUCAUCUUCAGAUGAAAGUGUUUCCAAGGCACGUCAGAGGGCUCAAAAAAUUCUUAAAGUAAACUUGUCUCCCGUGAUCAGGUUGAGACCUGUGAGAGUGCCGUGAUGAGGGUUCGGUUGAUGGGAUACUUUUUUUUAAAACAAUGACCAUAAAUAAAUAAUUGAAGAACAUGGAAACGGAAUGGAAAUUGGUUUUUCGAACCUUUAUUGACUUAUCAUGUUUAUGAAUUCAACAACUCUCACUACCUCCUUUCUCUGUGAUUGGUGUUGUGUACGUGCAAACCAAUUUGGCAAGCUCGUAGAAUAAAUAGUGAUUCAAGGAUAUAUUGAGUUUACAGAGCUUUGAAUGCAAUUAAAGUUGAAAUAUCGCAAAAGAGCAGGACGGGUGAGAAGUUGCAGCAUUUUAGCAAUGAGGAUCCGAUUGCGACAUUCAGCUACACCGUUUUCUUUGUCUCUGUUUCCUGUGGCUAUUUCGAAUGUUCAUCUAUAAAUUACAAAUUGCUGGAGCUUGCAGCUCAUAGAUCACUAGAUUUACAAAUUGUGCUCACACGAGUUGAGAAUAUUUUGUGGUAUCCCACCAUUCUCACAUUUUUGCUCAUGAUGCAAAUUAGAGGCUUCAAGAAAGACAAAGCUGAUUAGGUCUGGUUCCAGGGUGAGACUGCACUAUCCAAUUUAACUUCAACAGUUCAACUGCUAAUCAGAUGACUUGUUUUGGACUGCAAGAGCAAACAAAAGCCAAUGCAGAGCAUUGAUCCUCUAGUAGCCAUGAAAGUUGUCAGUUGACUGGAUGGCCAACCUGCAGAGUAGUGAUUGUGGAUCUCAGGCGUCACAAUGUAGCCCUUUGCAGCAAGCAAUUUCAUGAAUUGAGCGAUGACGUUGGAGUCUUGGGGUUCAAUAGUCAGAUUGGAUUUUUUUGGGGUUGCAAGACUGUGCAGCGAAAGGAAUUUGGCUCGUUUCAAUUCAGCUUGUAAAACCUGAGUUCCCAAUGGAGAUGUUUACUAGCAUAGAUCAGUUGAAGGUGGAGAUGCAUUUUCCCCGGUGUUAUCAAACAGAAAACAGUAGCACAAGCGACCCUUAUGGGUAUGCCCACUGAGAACCCUGCAUGGCUGAUUUGGGUUAGAGUUGACAUGGAUGAUUUGUGGGGGAAAAAAUGACAUUUUCUUGGGAGGGGGAUGAGGUACUGCUUUGAGUUGAGGUCAAAUGCAAGAAAUUUGGCCAAGACUAUUUAGAAGAGGUUCAAGGAAAAUGAGCAAGAAUUUCAUUUUUAAAACUCAUUGUACUGCAAUCAAAUGCGAAAAGAGUGGGACAAAUGCGUGUUGUAGUCAUUAUGACAGCUUGUGCCAUCUAAUUACAAAUUGUGAAUUAGCAAAGACCUGCUAUCUAUUCCAAAUUAAGCAUUAACAUGGAAAAAUGUGUACAUACAUGCAUUUUUGAAGUACUUUUUGUGCACUUCAAAAAAAUUGUCUGUUUUCUUGAUGAUUCAUGUGCUAAAUUUUCAAGGUAGAAUGUAGGUUUCUAUUGUGGGAGUUAGAAUUCUGAGAAAGCAAGGCUGUGUUGUGAUUCAAAAUAAAUCUAUCCAAGUAAGCAAACCAAAGUGUCUUGCCCUGGAUUGGUGAAACAUUUGGUUGGUUCUGAUUUGAAAUUGAUCUGUACUGGUUGAUUCAUUUAUCAUUUUGUGAGCAUGUGUUUCAAUUAUCAAAUCAGCCUUUAGCUCAAUAUAACCACGGCAGAAAUGAAAUGAGCAUUUAGAGGUUGUAUAUUUUUGACUACACCUUUUGCAGCAAAUAUUUAUGGAUUGUUUUCAUAUGAAUAAGUGCAUAGGUUGAGUGCAAAUAUAGGCAUUAAAAUUAUUUGGUGAGCACCUAAGCGAUAGUGAAGAUGGGAAUACAUGAAUAGAUUUUCCAUUGCAUCACAUUACUUGCACUUUCCAAAAAAUGAGUUUUGUGGUGGAGUUUACAUAUUUAAUAAACUCAGCUUUCCAUGGUUGCCUUUCUAAACAGUAAAGACACAUUGAAACCUCAAUUUUUAAACUUCUAUUUUAGUCAAAUAAUCUCUUCAAAGUUGUAGAAAAUGAACAAUGCAGGUGGGGGUUUUAUUCCAUUAUUGCAAGAUCCUACCAAACAAAACAAUUUGCCAACACAACUUAGAUCGAUAAUGUAUUGUUAGAGUUGUAAUAGAAGCUACCCUCGUUGAAUGAUUCUGAACAAUAUCUGAAAUUGAAGCUUUGUUUCACUAUUUUAUUAAGGGAGCUCACCUUUGACAGUUUUGUAUAAAUUUUGCUUUGUGUUUAUAGACUUUGGAAUAUGUUGUAAGUGAAGUACUGAAAUCGGUAGUUUUAAGAUGUAUUUCAAAAAAUGGUAUGUAGGAUAGUAAGUUAGAUGGUUUGAAUGGGAUUUCUAUUCACGAAAAAUGUUCCUUGAAAGCACACUUUGCCCUCACACCCUCUCUACCACCCAAUUCCAACUCUCUCCUGUCCCACCCUAACAAAUCAAAAUAAAAUCAGGGAUGUAUCGCUGACAUUAUUCAAUGAUACAUUGGUCAAAUUCAGAGGAAGAUAUAAGAAAAGAUAGUCAAUUUGAAAUAAAUUUAAUUUUUAGUUAUAACCUGUUCACUUAGGUGCAUUUGAAUUAUACCUGUAACAUUUGUGUGAAGUCAUGCAGUUACAGUGUGAAUACAGUGUGAAUCUGGUAUUGAGACAAGAUCUGACCUGGUACUGGGUGAAGUAAAAGUCCUGCAAAGAGAUUCUUUCAUUUGAGAAACAAUUUAUAUCUCAUCUGAUUCCUAUAACAAAAUAGUACUAAGUGGUUUUGGCAAUCUAUUGACCACAAAACGUUUGAAUUAUGAACAAUCAGUUUAUUUUACGAUGGUAAUUCAUACUUUGGUGGUGUUGACCAUACUCAUUCUGUUUCCAGGACUUUCCUCCAAUUGAUAUUCUCCUGUGACUCAAUUCUAUGUUAAUACCUCAAUAGCUUAAAGAUUUUUUUGUAAAUUCUUGUAUCAUUUUUUGUAAAUGGUGUAAUUUUUAAUGUUGAAUAAAAAGGACACUUACCGGAACUGAAA